UCCUGAACGUCUGCACGAGUGYCAUCGGUGACUUUACCUAUAUAUAGCCAAUUUGGUUUUCAAAACAUCAUCAUUCAACCGAGCAACACAGAACAGUCAACAUGAAAUUCACAUCAGCUUUAGUCGUUGUUUUGGUGGCCGUAGCCCUCGUUAGGGCCGAAAAAGAAGACGGCAAGACGCACAAACCCGAAAAACGCGGUAUCGUCGCUGAACACGAUUUCGAUGCCGGGUUGGGUCAUAGUUCCAGUCUAAGCUACGGUUCUGGUCUGGGAUUGGGCUCCAGCAUUGGCUUAUCAUCCGGAUUGGCCUCUGGUUACUCAGCUUACGGUGGAUCAGCUUAUGGAUCCUCAUACGCUCCGGCUUACAGUGGUGUUGCAAUAGCCGCCUCACCUGUAUACAGCAGAGUCGCUGUCGCUGCUGCACCUGCAUACAGCGGAGUCGCAGUCGCUGCUGCACCUGCAUUCAGCGGAGUCGCAGUCGCUGCUGCACCUGCAUACAGYGGAGUCGCAGUCGCUGCCGCUCCUUCCGCAUACUCAGCUGCCCCAGCACCGACUGUCGGCCCAUUGAUCCCAAUCUCCAAGGAUAUACACAUCAUCAACCGUCAUGCCCAACACAUUUCUGCCCCGUUCCCAGUUCCAGUGCAGAGGACCGUCGCCAUCCCAGUGCCACACCCAGUCCCUUACCCAGUAGAACGUCCAUAUCCAGUCCGAGUUUCCGCCCCGUACCCAGUGCCAGUUGAGAGGCCUGUUCCAUACCCAGUAGACAGACYGGUACCACAAGCAGUUCCCGCUCCCUACCCAGUCCCAGUCGUCCAGAAUGUACCUGUACCAGUUUCCCGUCCAGUACCGGUUCCGGUUGUAAGACGCGUUCCUGUGCCGGUUGCCACACCAGUUGUUGUCCAAGCACCUCAGCCAAUCGCUGUUGCUGCUUCAGCUCCUGCAUACGGAGGAUACGGUCUAGGAGCUUCCGCUAACGACGCCAGUUAUGGAUCCGCUUCUCUAGGAUCUCUAUCUUCGUACGGAUCCGGUGUCUCUUCAUACGGAUCAGGUUUAUCGUCAUAUGAAUCUUACGGACCAGCACUUUCCGCUUCUUCAUACGGAUCUUACGGACCAGCACUCUCAGCUUCAUCACAUGGUUCAUAUGGACCAGCACUGUCGUCUGCUUCCUCAUAUGGGUCUUACGCAUCAGCUUUGCCUUCUUCUUCAUACGGAUCUUAUGGACCAGCUCAUUCUUCUUCUUCAUAUGGAUCUUACGGAUCAGAUMUAUCCUCCUCUUCGUAUGGACACGGAAGCCAUUCAAAAUACGAAAGCGGUGGUUGGACUCCAAUCGUAAAACGUAACUCUAAUUAAUUAAGAGACUAGUCUUCUGACAUUKCUCAACUAUCAAGUCAGAACCUGUUAWAUUACUAUUUUAAAAUUGAAUAUUAUUAUGUUUUUAUACUUAGAUUACACUUUUUAUAYUUGAAUAAAAUGUUAAUUGWACAAUACAAUUUGAAUAAAAUUUUAUUAAAAAA
Molecule: messenger RNA, 1513 nt
Organism: Diuraphis noxia (Russian wheat aphid)
Lineage: Eukaryota; Metazoa; Arthropoda; Insecta; Hemiptera; Aphididae
Source: RefSeq, a predicted model, not a curated record